UCCCCCCCAAAAAAACAAAACAUUUAUUAGAAAACAAAGGGCAAAAAUCACCCCAAAUCUGGUGAACUAGAAGAAACUGCCUGUUGAUCUCCACAGAAGCACAGUAGCUAGCUAGAAAAAGAGGAAGUGGGAGGAAGAAGAAGAAAAGAAGAGAGAGAGAGAGAGAGGCUAUAAGUAAAAGGAAAUGGAAGAGAGCCUCAAGUCCAUGUCAAUGGAUUACCUUAACCUUCUCAUCAAUGGUCAGGCCUUCAGCGACGUGACCUUCAGCGUGGAAGGCCGCCUCAUCCACGCCCACCGUUGUAUCCUUGCCGCCCGCAGCCUUUUCUUUCGAAAGUUCUUCUGCGGCGCCGUCGAUGCUCCGGCCUCCCUCCUCGACCCCCACAGCCCCCGUUCUCCGCCGGCGAGGGGGGCUGUGAUACCUGUCAGCUCGGUUGGCUAUGAGGUCUUCCUUUUGCUUCUUCAGUUUCUCUACAGCGGCCAAGUUUCGAUCCAGCUGCAGAAGCAUGAACCUCGCCCCAACUGCGGCGAUCGUGGCUGCUGGCACACACACUGCACCGCCGCCAUCGACCUCGCCCUCGACACCCUCGCCGCCGCCCGCUCCUUCGGUGUCGACCAGCUUGCUUUACUAACCCAGAAGCAGCUUGAAAGCAUGGUGGAGAAAUCUUCAAUCGAGGACGUGAUGAAAGUCCUAAUGGCCGCCCGGAAACAUGAGAUGCAUCAACUCUGGUCCACCUGCUCCCAUCUGGUAGCCAAAUCCGGUCUACCACCCGAAAUCCUCGCCAAACACCUCCCCCUCGACGUGGUCGCAAAACUAGAAGAACUCCGGCGGCUCUCCUCCCGUCUUCCCUCCUCGUCUUCCGACCACAUCACCUCCCUUUGUACCGACCACCACCACAAAAUCCGCCGCAUGCGCCGCGCCCUCGACUCCUCCGACGUCGAACUCGUCAAACUCAUGGUCAUGGGAGAAGGCCUCAACCUCGACGACGCCCUCGCCCUCCACUACGCCGUCGAGCACUGCACCCGCGAGGUCGUCAAAGCCCUCCUCGAACUCGGAGCCGCCGACGUCAACUUCCCCGCCGGGCCCACCGGACGCACUCCCCUCCAUAUCGCCGCCCAGCUCGUCAGCCCCGACAUGGUCGCCGUGCUUCUCGACCACCACGCCGACCCAAACGCCCGCACGCUCGACGGCGUAACGCCGCUCGAUAUACUGCGGUCCCUGACGUCAGAUUUUCUCUUUAAAGGGGCGCUUCCGGGAAUCAACGCCGCCCAUUUCGAGCCGAAUAAGCUUAGGCUGUGCCUCGAGCUCGUGCAAUCCGCGGUGAUGGUUGCGUCGAGGGAGGAGGCGGCGGCGAACCUGAGCUUAGAUUCGAGGAUGGUGUAUUUGAAUUUGGGAGUGGCGGCCGCAGCGGCGGCGCAGAUGGGUUAUAAGGUGGAUGAUGGUGGUGUGCAGGGAGAUGUACGGAGCAGGAGAACUACAGUACUGACUCAGGCGGGAGGUAGUAGUAUUCGACCUUCUUCUUCUUCGUCUUCUUCUAUUAUGUAUUCUCCUCAUCAUGACUUCCCAUGAUCAUCUCUCUUAUAGAUCUCUUUCUUAUUAAUAUUUUUCUUUCAUUUUAGAUAUAUGUGGCAUACGAUUAAUAAUGAUGAAUUGG
Molecule: messenger RNA, 1652 nt
Organism: Dendrobium catenatum
Lineage: Eukaryota; Viridiplantae; Streptophyta; Magnoliopsida; Asparagales; Orchidaceae
Product: BTB/POZ domain and ankyrin repeat-containing protein NPR5-like
Exons: 2
Coding region: 185-1567 (460 amino acids)
Biological process (GO): plant organ development
Molecular function (GO): protein binding
Source: RefSeq, a predicted model, not a curated record